This is a messenger RNA of Brienomyrus brachyistius, 5599 nucleotides long. RefSeq lists its product as uncharacterized. NCBI's taxonomy places the organism in Eukaryota, Metazoa, Chordata, Actinopteri, Osteoglossiformes, Mormyridae. Bases 84 to 5309 code for a protein of 1741 amino acids. Gene Ontology annotation, molecular function: guanyl-nucleotide exchange factor activity. The record is from RefSeq and is a predicted model, not a curated record. The transcript has 24 exons.
GGAGGUCGGGGUGCCUGUUGGUUUGGAAGUUUUCAUUCUCUGGUCCAGCUGUUUGGGGCUGUUGAAGGGCGUCACUCGGCAACAUGCACCCCAGGGCAAAAUCCCGUAGCUGUGACAACUACCUGAGUAUUAAGGACUCUGAGUCCCUGGACAGCUGUAUCCAGAGCACCCUCUCGGCCCUGUACCCCCCCUUCAGCGCCACCGCCGCCACAGUCCUCUGGCAGCUCUUCAGCGUGGUGGAGAGGCAGUACCGCAGCGACGGCCUGCGUUGCCUGGUGGACUUCUUGCUGCCUGCCAAGAGAAUCCUGCAGCGCAUCCAGCAGGAGACUUGUGUUCGUUUCCGGGGCCUGCUGCUCUAUCACGAGGGCUGGCCGCUGUGCAUCCACGAGAAGGUGGUGCUACAGCUUGCUCCGCUGCACAAGGUCCGGCUCAGACAGGGCGACUUUUACCUCCAGGCGGUUCCUCAGGGUCGCAAGAACGUCAAGCUGGUGAUAAAAUGCCUGUCGGCGAGUGGCCAGGCGAUCGCCGAGAUCCCCGUGCCGGAGAGCAUGUAUGGUAGCAUCUUCACCGGUGACUUCCUGCAGCAUGUGACCCGCGAGCGAAACCUUCACCCGCUGCAAAACUGCCUGCUCACCACUGGCACGGUCGUGUACCGCACGCCGUGGACCAACGUCAUCAGCCCACUGUUUGUCCGCAGCACCACUGACGCCAUCAUGCAGGCGCGCUGUGGCCCUGCACUCCGGGGCCAGCUCAGUGCCUGCAGUGCCAGUGGCUCCACCAGCACCCUGGACAGCCGGCGCAGCUCCCGCGACUCCCUCCACUCGCAGGGGGCCGAGUCCACCAUGUCGGAGCCCAGCCCGCUGAGGCGCCACUCAGAAGCCGGGGCCGACCUCGCCAUAAUGCCGGGGGCUGCAGAGGACCGAGGGUAUGCCAGAGGCUUUGCCACUUCGGAAUAUAAAUGUCUUGGCUCGAGAAUGAGCCAGUCAUCCUCAGUUAUCCUCGAGGGUGGUUCGGGGAAGGGCGAAGACCGAGGGUCCAAGGAUAGGGGCAGCGGUGGACAUCGGACCUUGUCUUUCAGCACGGACCUCAGUAACCCCAGUCCCCGCCGUCGCCAUCCCCGUGACUCGGCGUCCUUUGAGACCCGAAGACUUUUCCGUAAGUCCUACAUGGAGGCCCUGCAGAACCCUAUGAAUCUUGGGUCCAGCUCCGAGUCCAUCCUGGAGGAAGUCUCAGAGCAGGGCACUGCCUCUGUCCCCAAAGAUGACAGCCCGCCUUCCUCCAGUGGAGACUCGGGUGUCCGCAGCAGUCAGAGAGACCGCCCUGGCCAAAGGAUUGCCUCCCAGACAUGGCUAGGGGGCCAGGAGUCUCGGUUACACACGCCAGUUGUGCCCAUUCAGCGAGGACUUAAGAAUUCUGAACUCGGGAGGUUAGAGAGGCGGUCUAAGUCUCUUGAGCGGACAAACAAGUCAUCGCUGGCAAAAGGUCACAGGGCACGCUCCUCCUCUGGAGGGUCGGACAGCAGCCCUCUGAAGAAGAACGUGAACGGAUAUGCCCUGAAGUUCAGGAAACUGGACUUGGAGGUGACGUUUCAAAGCACUGAGAGCCGCUCCGUUAAGGAUGAUUCAGGGCCUCACGGGUCUGCCUCUGACACCGAGCACCGACGGGACAGCCAUACCGGGGUCCCGCCCCAGUCUCCCAAGUCAGCUGCCACGUCCCCUAAGCAGCAGUUUGUGCUCCCGACGGCACCCGCUGCUGACGACACUCUGCAUCUGCCCAGGCUGGUGUCAGAGGUCAAUCAGGAGUUACUGUCAUCGGGGGCUGUCGUCCUACCGGGUAACCGGGACCGCAGCGGGCGAGCGCUGUUACAGGUGUGCUCUCGCAACGCAGUCUGGACACGGGAGGCAUUCACAGCCAAAGAAAUGGCCUCUCUGAUUGGCUACUACUACACCACGCUCCGGAGGGACUGGAGGGAGCAGGGUCUGACCUUCCUGGUGGACACUCGCAGGCAGCAGCCCAGCCCCACUCUGCUCUCGUCCCUGUCCGAAAUCCAGGCAUUGAUGCCUAAUGCACUUUACUUGGUCCUGUUUCUCGUGGACAAGGAAGCCGCAUCCAAGCUGGAGAGGGACCUCCUGGUUCAGUACGAGCUGCUGACCUCUCUGAAGGCUCUGCAGAAGCACGUGGACCCCAGCCAGCUCACCCGGGACCUGGAGGGCAGCUUCACGUACGACCACAGUCACUGGCUCCAGUUUAGAAGGAAAAUCGAACCAUUUGCCGGCAGCUGCAGGUCGGCUGUCUCCUCCCUCCGGGGCUCCAUCGCCACCCUCAAUGCCAGUGGCAAACUGCACACUUCAAAGGACGUGGCGGAGAUCAUUGAGCGUCAGAGGAGCUUGAUGAAGAGUGUGCUGGACGACACGCACCUCAACCGGCUCCGACUGGAGGGCGGAACCGUGCUGGCCCGCAUCAGGAAGGAGGAGGCCAGCGAAAACGACAGCUACAGGGAUGCAGUGGACAUGGUGAACAUGCUGUACAACCAAGUAGAUGAGGAGGUCCACAAACUGGUGAUCCUCUCUAACAAGUCCCUGAAACAGCUGGAGAGCCUCCUGGAGGUCCGCAAGUUCGAAGAGGGGAGCGACCAAAUCAGACUAUGGUUCAGCGUUGAGGGGGAGAAGCACCUCACCUCCCUGGACUCCGUCAACCUGUCGCUCAAUGACCUCCGACAGAUGAAGCAGGAGAUGGGCUCCUUCCUCGAGGAGGCAGCGCAACACCAAAAGCACGGUCAACAGCUGAUCAGAGAUUCCCCCUCCGUGCCCAGCUCAUCCCUGCUGGACUUAAAGCAGUACCUUGGCACCGUAUCGGGUCGCAUCGAAAGGCGCAAAGCUGAACUUGACGUCCUGCUCAGCCUGUACGAGUUCUACGACUCGGUUGAUCAGUGGAUGGAGCACUGCCAGAACUACUUCCAGCAUCUGAGCAUGGAGAGCAGCAGCGCCCCAUAUCCUUCAGCGGUGGUGCAGGUGCUGCAGGACUACCACCACGAGGCCUCCAAGUUCUCCCCGGAGAACUUCAGCUCCCUCAAUGCGAUGGUGCUGAACCUCAGCAGUGAGCGUGAGCUCAGUCAAUGGAACAACAUCUGGCAGAAGUGCCAGAAGACGCGGCAGGAGUUGGAGGAGGUCCUGUCCAAAGCCAUGGCAGGUCCGAAACACCCUGUGGAGACCGGUGAGCCCUCAGGUGUGGCCACCUGCUUGCUGCCCAGCAUGGCACCUUCAGAAUCCAGAGCAAUGUCUGCCUUGGACCACGAGGACACCAAGGCCCCAUCUCCGGGCCCUUUCUCCAAGAGCCAGUCCACCUUGUCCUCGGCCCUCUCUCCGGUUUCCCCCGGCUCACCUGGGAGCGACGCGCUGGGUCUGUGCCCGUCUGUGUUCGACGACACAGACAGCGACUGCACCGUGGACUCGUCUGCCUCCUGCCAGUCUGAGCCGGUGGUCUCUCACGCCACGCGGCACCGCAAGCAACCGCUGAAGAAGAUCAUGAAGAAGACGAUGAGCUAUGACCUGUCCACACGGGACAGCCCGCACGGCUACACCGGUGUCUACAUCAAGGGGCUGGAGGUGGCCCACAACGUGUGCGCCGACAAGAGGCUGCAGCGGCCCGAUGUCAAGAGCCCCCCACUGGGCCGCAGCCGCAGCAUGUCCUCCCCCCCUGGGGUCAGCUGCAUGCACCAGGAGGAGGACCCUCGAAAGCAGAGCAACAAAGUCCAGCACAUCAUGGACGAGAUGAUCGCUACCGAGAGGGAGUAUGUGCGAUCGCUCAGCUACAUCAUUGACAGCUACUUCCCCGAGAUGGAGCGGCCGGACCUGCCGCAGGACCUGCGCGGAAAGCGCAGCAUCAUCUUCGGCAACUUGGAGAAGCUGUGCGACUUUCACAGCCAGUACUUCCUUACGGAGCUGGAGCACUGUGCCCACUCACCCCUGUCCAUCAGCAGCUGCUUCCUGCGGCAUGAGGAUCAGUUCGGGAUGUACGCCCUCUACAGCAAGAACAAGCCCCAGUCGGACGCAUUGCUGGCCAGCCAUGGUAAUGGUUUCUUCAAGAACAAGCAGCUGGAGCUGGGGGACAAGAUGGACCUGGCCUCCUACCUGCUGAAGCCCAUCCAGCGCAUGAGCAAGUACGCCCUGCUGCUGAAGGACCUGAUCAAGGAGUGCGGCCACUCGCAGGAGCAGGAGCUGAGCGACCUGCGCACCGCCGAGGAGAUGGUCAAGUUCCAGCUGCGGCACGGCAACGACCUGCUGGCUAUGGACGCCAUCCGUGGAUGUGACGUGAACCUGAAGGAGCAGGGGCAGCUCCGAAGUCAGGACGAAUUCAUAGUCUGGUGCGGGCGCAGGAAGUACCUCCGCCGUGUCUUCCUGUUCGAGGACCUCAUCCUCUUCAGCAAAACCAAGAAGAUCGAUGGUGGUUAUGAUAUCUACAUCUACAAGCAGUCCUACAAGACAGCUGAGAUUGGCAUGACAGAGAACGUCGGGGACAGCGGCCUACGGUUCGAGAUUUGGUUCCGGCGGCGGAAAUCCCAGGACACCUUCAUCUUACAGGCCAGCUCGGCAGAAGCGAAGGCCGCUUGGACCUCCAUCAUCGGCAAGAUCCUGUGGAGGCAGGCUUUGCGAAACCGAGAGCUGCGGAUGCAAGAGAUGGUGUCCAUGGGGAUCGGAAACAAGCCUUAUAUGGACAUAAAACCCAGCGAGGCCGCCAUCAGCGACCGAGCCAUCGACUACAUCAUGAAGGGCUCAGAGUCCCGGAGCCGAGCCUCCGUCGCCGUGUCCACGUUCGACCACUCCACCCCCUUCAAGAGGCCGCACUCCACCAUCUCCAACAGCAGCACCUCCUCCUCCAGCAGCCAGUCCUCGUCUUCCCUGCUGGGCUCCCUCAACCUGCACCUCUACCCCUCCCCCGCCCACCCGCUCCCCGGGACGUCCUCCUUCGGGCACUGGCCGUACGACUGCAUCGAGGAGGACGAGCUGGAGCAGGACAGCGGCAGCCAGCCCUCCAUGGUCACUGAGAGCUCCGAGACGUCCUCCCAGGGCACGUCCAGCGACAGUGUGACGGGGCUCAAUGGCCUCACGCUCCCGGCCGGCCCCAGUGCUCCCAUGGAUACCUUCUCCAGCGACACCACCUCCCUCCCAUGUUCAUCCUCAUCCUCCCCACGGCAGGGGCCUCCGCGGGCCCUGUUUCAGAAGGACCAGGGCCUCCAGCAGCAGAGCAACAACUUCAUUAUGGCGAACGAUACAUCUCAUAUAACAAUAGGCCUCUCGACAGCCGUCUGACUCAAAGAGGCAGCUCACUGUGAAGCCAUGGAAUACGCGACUCACGGGAGCACUGAACUUCACCCUGCCGUGACUCUUAUUUCGUCAGGAAUUACUUUUUGGGGGGCAUAUAUGAUAAUUAUGUAUUAUAAAUGAAAAGUCUAAUGUCUAUGCAGUACUAAAAAAAGAGAUAAAUGCUGGUACGUUAAGAAAUGUAUAUUGGAUUAGCUGACUAGUGCUGUAAUACUGUUUAUAAUGUAGAUGAGCUUGUUUUAUUUCGUUUACAAGGAAUAAAAGAGCAACGAUAACAA